Prunus persica (peach) is the source of this 2016-nucleotide messenger RNA. Its product is annotated as synaptotagmin-3. The transcript is spliced from 13 exons. Gene Ontology annotation, molecular function: lipid binding. Gene Ontology annotation, cellular component: endoplasmic reticulum. Lineage: Eukaryota; Viridiplantae; Streptophyta; Magnoliopsida; Rosales; Rosaceae. The record is from RefSeq and is a predicted model, not a curated record. Bases 140 to 1768 code for a protein of 542 amino acids.
UUUCCUUUGAGCCAAAGGAAUUCAAAGUUUGAAACUUCGAAGCCAAAUUGAGGUGAAACGACACCGCCGUGUUUUCUGGUUUUUUGGCGCUCUUCUUCUUCCACAGUGUUUCGCUUCUUGAAGUUGCAGUCUUGAGAAUAUGGGACUUUUCAGCACUCUCUUGGGGAUUUUUGGUUUUGGCAUUGGAAGUCUUCUUGGACUCUUGGUGGGUUUCUUCCUUUUCAUCUAUUCAGAGCCUGAGGAAGUGAAGGAUCCAGUCGUCAGGCCACUGCAUGAAUUAGAUUCAUGUACUUUGCAAGGUCUUCUACCUGAAAUUCCAAUGUGGGUAAAAUUCAGCGACUAUGAUCGAGUAGACUGGCUAAACAAGUUUCUCUUUGAUAUGUGGCCAUACCUUGACAAGGCAAUUUGUAGUACAAUAAGAAGCAUAGCACAACCUAUCUUCAAAGAGUACAUAGGGAAGUUUCACAUUGAGGCAAUUGAGUUUGACAAGUUAAGUCUUGGAACUAUGCCGCCCAUAAUAUAUGGUCUAAAAGUUUAUGAGACUAAUGAGAACGAAUUAGUUAUGGAACCGGCAUUUAGAUGGGCUGGUAAUCCCAACAUAGUUUUGGUGUUAAAGUUGUUGUCUCUGAGAAUUAUGAUUCAGUUAGUGGAUUUGCAAGUAUUUGCAGCGCCACGGGUAACUUUAAAGCCUCUCGUGCCGACUUUUCCAUGUUUUGCAAGCAUUGUGGUGUCUUUAUUGGAGAAGCCACAUGUAGAUUUUGGAAUCAAAAUAUUGGGAGGGGAUAUCAUGUCCAUACCAGGCCUCUAUCGGUUUGUUCAGGAGAACAUCAAAAAACAAGUCGCAAGCCUCUAUCUCUGGCCUCAAACACUUGAAAUACCUGUUCUUGAUGCUUCAGUAGUGGCCAAGAAGCCUGUAGGUAUACUUCAUGUCAAAGUUGUUCGAGCAAUGAAACUUUUGAAGAUGGACAUUUUGGGAAGUUCUGAUCCUUACGUCAAACUAAGCCUUACUGAAGAUAGGUUGCCAGCAAAGAAAACCACAGUCAAGAUGAAGAAGUUGAAUCCAGAAUGGAAUGAGAAGUUCAAGCUUCUUGUGAAGGAUCCUGAAACUCAAGCCCUCGAGUUACAACUUUAUGACUGGGACAAGGUUGGCAGACAUGACAAAUUGGGAAUGCAGUUGGUUCCUUUAAAAGUGCUAACACCCGGUUUGACAAAGGAACUUGUGCUGGAUUUGGUCAAGAACACAAAUAUCAAUGAUCCUCAAAACAAGAAGCGUAGGGGACAAAUUGUGGUGGAGCUUGCUUUCGUUCCUUUCAAAUCAGAAAGCAGUAAGCUUAAUGGUAAUGAAUAUGGGAGAAGUGAAAGUGGAAUUAGUAGGUCCUCAGACAGUUCCGAGUCCCUCGGUGGAGCAGGUUUACUAUCUGUUCUGAUCCAGGGAGCUGAGGAUGUAGAAGGGCAGCAUCACAACAAUCCUUUUGCUUUGCUUUGCUUCAGAGGUGAAGAAAAGAAAACUAAGAUGGUGAAAAAAAGUCGUGAUCCACUUUGGAAUGAAGAUUUCCAAUUUAUGCUUGAUGAGCCUCCUUUACAAGACAAGAUUUAUAUUGAGGUCAUGAGCAAAAGCAGAGCCAUUUUCCGAGCGAAGGAAUCGUUGGGGUACGUAGAAAUCAAUCUCGCCGAUGUUGUACACAAUGGACGCAUCAACCAAAAGUACCAUUUGAUUGACUCACACAACGGAAGGAUACACAUAGAGCUAAGUUGGACAAAGGCUUGAGACAUGAGAUACUGAAAAACUAUGAGUUGCAAGUAAUCUCAAGUCUCAACUGACCUUUCCAACUGUUACAACUUACAACAGAGGAUUAUAUGAGGAAAUGGGAGGAAAAGAAGAGAGAGAUUCUUGAAUUCAAUUGAUUGUUUUGAUAUUUCAAUCUUUAGAGUAGAGUCAUUCAUACAAAAUGGGCUUCAAAACAAUUAUGAAGCAUGCUUAAAGCUAAAGAAAUUGUUAGGCAGCAAAGUGCAAAA